AUGUGUGUACUGACACGUUUCUCCGAUAGCCGUCAAGUGUAUCAUUACGAUGCUGAAAAUUAUAACUUCGAGCUUCUUGGUAGCCUAGACAGUUGUCUCAUCGGAAAGCUCAGUUGUCUCACCGGAAAGCUAUCGUUCGGCUAUUUCAUUGGUAUCCUAGCCCGCAUGGACAUCUUUCCACGUCGUUUCGAACUUUGCUUGAAGAACGUCGCCCGGUGGGCAGACUAUUGUUUCUGUAUAUUGCCUGGAAUCGACGAUAGUCCGCCACUGAAUAGUGUGCUGGCUGAUAAGAUGCUCGAAUGUUCCGCCUUCGAAGUUAACGUCGUGUUAAUUUUCGCUCCUUUGUCGGAACAUGAUAUUGCCGCCGCAGACACAGGAUUGAGAAGUGCAAGUGCGCACAUGGUGAUCAUCAAAAGCGCCGAUGAGCUCGAAUGGGCACUUUUUGGUUCUGCUCUUGAGCCGUUGUAA
Molecule: messenger RNA, 468 nt
Organism: Haemonchus placei
Lineage: Eukaryota; Metazoa; Nematoda; Chromadorea; Rhabditida; Trichostrongylidae
Source: the annotation of a GenBank genome assembly